CUGAUGGGCUGUCAGACGCGAUUUGGAGUAACAGGUGGAUCUGACUGCGGAUUCUCACCGUCAUUGCGCUUGGAUAAAACUGAGCAUCGCGCAGGACCUGGAUCAUGGACUCAGACACAAGCCGAGUGUCCAGCAGACCGUCCUCCCCGGAGGUGGACGACAUCUUCAUGUCCGCCCUGAAGAAGUCCGUGCACGGCUUCUCGGGCGCCGUGUCCUCCACGCAGAGCGACUCCCCGUCGGAGAUCCCCGGUCUGCGCGGCCUCUCCGCCGCCGACGAGGAGGCGCUGGCGCUGCGCAUGGCGUCCAAGAAGGACCGCAAGCUGCUGUCGGAGAACGAGCUCCAGGCCAUCCGCUUGAAGAUCAACAGUCGUGAAAGGAAACGAAUGCACGACCUGAACGUGGCCAUGGACGGGCUGCGGGAGGUUAUGCCCUACGCGCACGGACCGUCGGUGCGCAAGCUCUCCAAAAUCGCCACCCUGCUCUUGGCGAGAAACUACAUCCUGAUGCUGAGCAACUCUCUGGAAGAGAUGAAGCGGCUGGUCAGUGAGAUCUACGGCAGCAGCGGGCACCACGGCGGCUUCCACCCGUCGACUUGUGGGACUAUGACUCACGCGGGGCCCGUGCCGGGACACCCGGCGGCUUCCCACGCUUCGCACCCGGCGGUGCACCACCCGCUCCUCCCCCCGCCUGCCGUCUCCACCGCCUCCCUCUCCGCUCCCGGGAUUUCCGCCGUCACGUCGGUCAGACCCCAUCACGGACUCCUGAAAGCGCCCACCGCAGGCGCGGGGCCCCUGGGCAGCAGCUUCCAGCACUGGGGCGUCGGCACCGGGAUGCCCUGUCCGUGCAGCAUGUGCCAAGUCCCGCCUCCGCAUGUGUCCAGCAUGAGCUCCGUGACCAUGCCGAGGCUGGCGAGCGACUCCAAGUGACUCUGAACUCAGCUGAACUUUUUCCAAAUGGGGUUGUACAGACUUUGCUCCCUACACACAUUUUUAUUUAUCUCUGUUGCGGAAUCCUCCGCAUUCCUGACACCUCCUGGGGAUUUGCAGAUUUUGCAACUAACUUAGCGUUUUAUUGUAAUUAAUCUCAAAUGUGACGGAUAGUUACGCACAGAGCUCCUACAGCACAACAAAACCUCUAGGGCCCAGUUUUCUUAGAUAUUCUUCCGCCAAGAAGAAAAAAAAAAGAAGAAAAUCCCAAGUUAAUAGCAACAAGUCGCAGUUUGUAAGUGUGAAUAUGUAGAUGGAUUAUUGUCUUUAAAUAGCCGCAGAUGUUAUAUAUUAGAGUCUUGUUACUGUGCGGGAAGAUUCCCUUGUCUGUUCCUUACAUGUUGCACCUGCUUCAUUCAUUUUAUCCGUCUUGCUUUUCUCUCCCGACUUAAUCAAUGACCACUUGUUUAUUUUUUUAAAUGUAAAAAAAAAGAAAGAAAAAAAAAGAAUAAAUGGAAAUAUUUAUUUACUUAUUUGGGUGGAAAUUUCAAAUGACUCUUGUUCCGUUGGGGUUUU
Molecule: messenger RNA, 1502 nt
Organism: Xiphophorus couchianus (Monterrey platyfish)
Lineage: Eukaryota; Metazoa; Chordata; Actinopteri; Cyprinodontiformes; Poeciliidae
Gene: olig2
Product: oligodendrocyte lineage transcription factor 2
Exons: 2
Coding region: 105-926 (273 amino acids)
Biological process (GO): axon development; oligodendrocyte cell fate specification; oligodendrocyte differentiation
Cellular component (GO): nucleus
Molecular function (GO): DNA-binding transcription factor activity, RNA polymerase II-specific; E-box binding; protein dimerization activity
Source: RefSeq, a predicted model, not a curated record